AUCUGGGUAAGCUGUGCAUAUUAAAUGUAACAAGACCUAAAUUGUUCGUUUAUUCGGGAUUAAAAUUCACUUUAUUUUCUGUGCGGGACACCUGCUGAAACCUGACCUUGAACUUUUCAGGAAGUCAUGUGAUCAAAACUUCCCUUGAGCGGCUAGUCAGAAAACGUUUGAUCUAAGCGUCAGUAAAGCAGUGCUUGUUUUCGUGGAUAAUUAUGACUCUCUUUCGGAAAAGUCGGAGUAAGGGUGAUUUACAGCAGGAGUUUCAUACAACCGUCAGGUUUUUGGACGAUUCUGAGCCAAUACAGUUACCUUUUAAGAAAGAGACGGUUGGACAAGAAGUUUUGGAUAAAGUAUGCGACUCUUUGAAUCUUGUGGAAAAGGAUUACUUUGGUCUCAGAUUUGUCGAUGCUGAAAAACAAAGGCACUGGCUAGACCCAACAAAGACUGUAUACAAACAGUUAAAAGGAGUGAGUCCCUGUGUUCUCUGUUUUCGAGUGAAGUUUUAUCCUGAAGAUCCCAUGAAGUUACAUGAAGAGAUUACAAGGUACUAUCUGUUCCUCCAGUUGAGAAGAGAUCUGCACCAUGGGAGACUACUCUGUUCACCUCAAGAUGCCAACCUUCUUGCAGCAUACAUCAUACAGUCUGAAGUAGGUGACUAUGACCCCCAAGACCAUCCGCCUGGUUAUGUUGCAGAGUUUAAAAUGUUACCUGGCCAGAACAUACAACAAGAACAACAGAUACAUGACCUUCAUAAAACACUCUCUGGUCAAGUACCUGCAGAAGCCGAGGCAAACUUCCUCAAGAAAGCUGCCUCCCUGGAUACAUAUGGUGUGGACCCACAUAGGGUCAAGGAUCAGAAGGGCAGCCAGAUGUAUUUAGGUGUGACACAUCAGGGUAUCAUGACUUUUAGUGGUAGUAAGCGUACACACAAUUAUAAAUGGACUCAGAUUAAAAAGUUGGCCUUUGAAGGAAAGACAUUUAUAGCACAUGUGAACAUGAAUGAGGACAAGGAACAGAGUAACUCCAAAAAGAAACAUCAGCCGAUUGGUUACAAGUGUCUGACUGUAGCAGCCUGCAAGUACCUGUGGAGAUGUGCUGUGGAACAGCAGUUCUUUUUCACGUUAGUUCCUGUAUUUACAAUACUUUUUAGCGUAUUUUUUAGUCCACGUGAGGAUAUCAAGAGGAAAGAACCCGAUUUUCAAAGGACGUGCUCAUUGCCAAACUUUGCCAGGAAGUCUGACAGUAGAAUUCAUAUGCGGAACUCUGCGAACCUUUCCAUUUCGGAAGAUAAAGGUGGGAAAGGAUAUAAGGCUGACACACUUCCACGCAUGACUACUUCCACGUCUGCCUCUGCCGAACCUCAGCCCGAGAAACGAAACAAGCGACCCGAUUCUUUAGAGAGAAAUAAAAACGAAAACAAGCCUAGAAUGGCACCGAGGGCGUCUGUUGAAAAAGUUGAACUAGAUUUAAUAGAGCCGGACGAAAUCAGAGAAAAGUACGAGAUUCGACCCAAAUCAACCGAGGUUAAGAGACCGAAAUUAAGAGAAAUAGCUCGUACAAGUUCUAAAGAGGUUGUUCAAUACACAGAGGUAGAGCAGAGGCAGACAGUUCUUGAAGGUGACCGAGUUGUAACGCAAGCAACUUUCGAGACUAGACCAAUGGUGACUACGAUACAGAAAGUUACGACCGUCCGAGAUGAACACGGUAUUUCUCGUCAAGAGAAUGCAGUUGAUGUUCCGCAGUCUACUGCUGAGGUUGUACAGAGUCCCACAGUAAAGACCCCUGUUAAAGCAGAAGAAGAUACCAUCGUGGCGGAAGAAAUGACGCAGGUCAAGUCAUCAAAUGUUGAGGGUGCCCGUCCUGACACAUUUAAACAAAAUGGUGGCAUACCAAUAAUUGUCACAACUGAAGUCGGUGACGCACCCAUGGACGAUUCUAGCUUGCCUUACAAUCCGGAAGAUACUGUCUACGAUCAUGAAGAUGAUGAUAAAGUUGCUAAAAGUUUAGAAGAACAAGUCAUUGAAUUGGAAAAAGAAUUUCAACAAAUGCAAGAGAGAAAUCAUGUUGAUAACGUGGCGGAAGAUAAAGUGAAACCAACAUCUCAAAAUAAUCUGGAAACCAAUCCAAAGGACACAAAAACUGUUGAAACCAAGAAAGGUCGUUGCUCAUGUGGAAAAAUAUUUGCUUUCACUUUCUUUUCAUUGUUUUUGACCUUAACUGUGUCAGCAUGUGUGGUUAUGUUCUCGGACAUUGAUCAUCCUGUAAUGAACGAGGCCCGUGCACGUUUAACCUUCCUCGAGCCUACCAGAGAUUUCAUCCUCGAUAAAUAUCACGAGCUUGUCAACAAGUUGUAAAUAUCUGACUCAAUCAGGAUAAUUAUUUUUUACAAAAAUAUGGUUGAUAUUCAUAACUAGAGAAUCUGAGAUAAAAGCAUAUCCAAUUAGAUUUAUAAGUGUGUAUUCAGUUAGAAAUAAUCAAUAGAACAGAGCAGAAACUCGGAAACCCAGGUGUUCAUGUUGAACAAUAAACUAUUAUUAAUCAUGGUGAUCAUUUGUUCAACAUUGAAGCAAAAUAUUGCAUUGAUAAUAUGUGUACUUUAAUUUUAGUCGGAAAUAUUUAAGUAUUUUUAUAGCAAUUAAUCAAGAGGGACCAACAUUACUUGUAUUUGAUAGAAAUUUGGUAAUAAAAAAGCCUGUGACCAUUGUCACCAAUGAAGAAAGAUCAUUACUAGCAGUAAGAAUGGCGAAGGAUGUAUUUCGGAGUUUCAGCACUGUUCUAAUUAUAGCUUUCAUCAGUUGUGUUGCAGGCUUGCAUGUUUAUAUGUGUCUUUUAUUUAAAGGUGGUUGUUGACUUGUUUUAGGUGGCGGACUCGAAAUUACUAAAGGCCAACUUUUGUUCAAUUGUGUAUUCUCUUAACAUUAAAUUUUAGAAUCGCUUAGUGCAUAAUUGACUGUAUAAAACCAUCUUUUUUUACAUCAUGUAUAUUAAACAAACUGAAGAUGAUAGGAAGCUUGAUUUAUUGAACAGUUAUUAUUACAAGUCACGGGGAAAUAUUCCUCUUUUGUCUUAAGCCAGAUUUGUAUUUAUUUCUUCCAAAGUUUGUAUGUCGUUUAUAAUAUAAACGCCAUUCAUUGUUUUAAGAUUUUUAUCUUUGGAAAUAUAUGUUGUUAAUUAGAAAGGUUGUACAUUGGAUAUGUAGGGGCAGCUAUGUAGAAGUGAUGUCAAGUCUGUUUAAUAAGUAAAAUUUUUGUUAGGAUGUAAAUGAUCAUUGAUAAUAGAUGUUUCUAUAAACAGGGUAAAACACCACAAAAUGUUUGAGAACUGAAACAAGUUUUCAUGAGUUAAGUUGUGUUCAGAUUAUCUCUUUAAUAAGUUUGACUAAAACAUGUUUGACUUAGGCAUUAGUUUGGGUUAUGCAGAGGAUUUGCUGUAAAUAUUUAACAUAAGCGAUGUUUGUGUUUAAAACAUAAGUUUAUGCUAAGCAUAGGUAUAACUUGAAAUGAUUUAUGUGUUUGAGAAAUAUUUUAAGCAGCAGUAAUUUCUCUUCUGAAAGAAAAAAAGACAUGUUAUUAGUUCAACUUUCUCUUACAUUCGUUUAUUUCUUGGAUCAGGUCGGAUAAAUGUACUGCUGUUCAUUUAUCUUUUAGCACAAAAAUCUAUUUUUGUUGAUUUACCAUCACAUUAUACUUCUUUUUCCCGUUGUUUUUGGUGAUGAUUAUUUUGAUUAAUGUUUAUUUACUAGAAAAAUUUAAAAAUUGAAAAUGAGGUUUGAAACUACCUUUUAAGAAUUUGAAAUAUUUUGUAACAUUAAAAAGAAUAUAUAAUAGUACAUUUUUUGUGAUCAGUUUAAGAAGAAAACUGGAAAUGAUAAUCAGUGUAUGAAUGUAUAUUUUGAUUGGUUGUUUUAAAUUCAAAAUCGACCAAUGAAAUUAUUGCAUUUAAAAGACUGGUUCCCAGUUUCAGUGAACAUGUUGUGUAGGAUAUUAUUUUUUUCUUCUCACAAGCAUGCUGCUCUUCAAGAUUUUUUUCUUUCGCUAUAGUCUUGCCUUCGCUUUGUAGACUUACUUGAAGAGAUAAGUUUGUUCUGAACACAUUGAGUGCUGGAAGUUAUGAUAGAGUUGUCUUUCUUAACCCCAGAAUGGUUCCAAAUAUUACACUUCAAUAGUUUGCUUGCAAUAUUAGAAAUAGCUUUUAGUUGCUUCCUUCUGUUUUCAUCUGGGUGUAAUUUUAAAGAAAAGUCACCGGUAAUAUGGUGUAAAAAACUUAUUAUUCCCUAUCAGGGAAGAUUGCUAUUCCAAUCAAUGUCUGCAAGUGUUGAUGUGUUAAAAAAAAAACAUGUACUUUCUAUCAUCAGAUUCUACUUUGUACCUUUUGUACUAAAAGGUCAUUCUGUAACAUCUAAGUAACAUGUAGAAAUCUAGUGAUUAGUAUUUAUUACUAAAAAAAAAUUUAAAAAAAAAUUCUUUGUUGUCAGUAAAAUUAACUAUAUGGACAUGGUGCAAAAAUGUCAUUAUUUGAUUGCCUGUUAAACAGGAGAAGAGUUCUAUAAUAUAACAGAAUGAUUUCUGUGUGAAUGUUUACAUAUAGUGUGGUAGUUUCAUUCCAUCAUACUCUCAGUUAGCAAAACCAUAUCUUAUGUUUGUAUUAUUUGCUUUUUUUCAGAUUUAGAUUUUUGUUUGUAUUUUUUAUACACUGUUGAUUUUGUAAAGGUUGUUUUUUGUUUUGUAGUCAUACUUGUACAUUGUUGUUUUUAUUACUUUUUUUACAUUAUGUCUUAUUAUUACUGUAUACUGGUACAAAUAUCACAAAUUUAUUUAUACUCCAGUUGCAAUAUUCAUGUAAGUAGUGAUAGUUUAUCCACUGUGUGUAGCCUGUUACAAUGAUAUGUGGUAUAAACAGUAGUUUUUCCACUGUGUGUAACCUGUUUCACUAAUAUGCGGUAUAAACAGUGAUUGCAUCCAGAAACUUCUUGUGUAUUUGCAAGAGAAAAUUACUUCUGUUUAAGACUACCAAUUAUUGUUUGUACUGCAAGUCAUUGUGAACAGUUAGACACAGUGGUUUUAUUUUUGUUUGCUUUGUUUAGCUCUGUGUAUUAUAACAGCCUCUAUAAUGUAAUGUAUCUUUAAACAAGAACUUAACUUUUGUUGUCUUCUAAAUUUGACCUAGAAUUCUGUCAUUUAUUUUCUGUGAACUAGACUUAGAUGACGAUCAAAAUGGUGAAUCUCUCAAAUUUGUUAAGAAUUUGUAGACAACACUAUCAAUUGAUAUGCCUAAGAAUGUAAGUGAAUUGAAGUGGUUCUUGGUAAUAAAGGAAAUUAGAUUAAAAACAAGUUCCAUAUCUGUUUAAUUUAUUCUUUGUUUUUAAUUGCGAAAAAAACAGCAGGGUUUUGGAGAUAGCUUAGAUUUUGAGGAGAAAAUUUGUUGUAAACAUAAGAGAUACAAUUGGCUGCCCUAGACUGUAAAUGUACAACCUUGAUACAUCUUAUUCUGCAAAGUUAUAUUUCUGUAAACCAGUCAGAAAAUACAGCCUUUCUAUUGGUCUGUUUGUUUUAAAUGCACCAAUCAAAUGCUGAUAUUUUCAGACUGGUCCCUCUGUAGCUUAUAUUCCUAUUGCUUGUAUGAUAUGUUGAUUGUGAAAUAUCUGUGUCACAGUCCAGACUGAAUAUUAUAUACAUUUAUGCAUGUACUAUGAUUUCACAUACAUAACACAUACAUAUCAUUUUAUAUAAUAUGCAAGGUUAUCUUUUAAUGCCAUAGGUUAACUCUCUUUCUUCAUGCACAUUUUACCAUGAACAGUAAAUUAUAAAAUGUCAACUUUCUGCAUUGUUUAUAAAAAAGAAAUGUGUUUAUUAUUCAAAAGAACAUUUUACACAUUUUAACUGAUAAAUAUUGUUAUAAUUUAUUUAUUGAAUAUAUUUAAUGAAAUCUUUUUUUUUACAAAUUAAGAAGUAGUAUAUAAUUUAAUUGAUAUUGUUUCUUUUACAACUGAAGGUUUUAACUUGAAUCAAAACAAGAUUGGAAAUUAAGAAUACAGAGUAAUGGCCUUCAAAGAAUGAUAAUAAAUGUUAUCAGUCAGAAUGGAUGAGAAAUUGAACAUAUUGUACUGUGACAUUUUAAAAGAAUUUUGCAUAUUAAAAGCCUUACUGCAUACAUCAUUCAUUGGUCAUGGAUUAAAGUAAUUAGCCUCAAGUUGCAUAAUGCUGCUUCUAGUUUCCAUUUUAAAUGUUAUUCAUAUACAAUAAUUAUAUGAGCCUCAUCACGACAAAACCAACAUAAUGGGUUUGCGACCAGCAUGGAUCCAGACCAGCCUGUGCAUCCGCGCAGUCUGAUCAGGAUCCAUGUUGUUUGCUUACAAACUCUAUAACUAUAACAAGUAGAGAAACUGAUAGCGAACAGCAUGGAUCCUGAUCAGACUGCGCGGAUGCGCAGGCUGGUCUGGAUCCAUGCUGGUCGCAAAUGCAUUAUGUUGGUUUUGUCAUGACGUGGCUCAUUUAUAAAGAAAAUUGAUUAUUCCCCGUAAAACAUUUUUAUAAUAAAAUUAUUAAAUAUAUUUAAUAGUAAUAAAAAAAAGAUAUAAUGAUUAAAAUACAAUAUAAUCUUUACUGUUUAUUUUAAUAAAUUGGCUGUUGGUGUAUAUUCUUUGUACAGUUUUGUAUAUUUUGAUUACCUUUAAGUAUAUAUAAUACUGUAGUAAUGGAUAUUGUGGAUGGGAAUUGGACAUUCUAUUGCAUGUACUUGCAUGUUAGAAGAUACCACCUACUGAAACCACAAGCUCAUUGCUUUUAAUUCUACCUUGUGAAGCAUGAUAAUUUAAAGAUACCAGUGAAAUUAUUUUAUUGUCCAAACUGUUAAAUUAAUCAUAAUGCAUAAUAAAACUUUGAGGGAAAUGAAAUAAUAACUAGAUGUUUAACAAAACCAAAGUUAUUUUUAUCUUUGUAUUUUGUCCAAAUCACACCUUAGCCGGUUUAUUUGAAGGUGGUUUUACUUCACUGUUUAAAAUAUGUCUGUUUUCUUUAUACACUAGAUUAUUUUCUACAAGUUAAGUCCCUCUUUUAAACUGUUGAAAAAGCAUGUGUUCCCUUAUUUUAUGUCUCAAAUACGAGGUAAUGAAUGUGAAAACAUGUGUUACUUUGUACAUGUAAGAAUAGCAUGUAUUUACCAGUACUUUUAUCAAGGUUUAUAUAUUACUGUUUUGUACCUGUAACAUAAGCUUACAAAAAGUUAUCUAAGCUCUAUGACUGUGAAACCCUAAAGCUUAACAUGUAUAAACCAAUUGGCCAGACCUGGGACUUAUUUUAAACAUAUUUCCACUUCUAGGACUUACUUUAUAUAUAGAUAAAUUUAUAAUAAUUUAUAAAAAAAAAUUAUUACAUAAUCAUUGGGUAUAAUAGUAUAACAGAUGAAAUGAGCCGUGUCACGACAAAACCAACAUAAUGGGUUUGCGACCAGCAUGGAUCAAUGCUGGUUAUGUUGGUUUUGUCGUGACGCAGCUCAAAUGGAAUUUAGGAGAAUACAUUUUUGUGUUACCAUGGUAAAGAUAAUCUAGCACAUAAAUCACAGUAAUCACUAUGCCAAAAUUGUAUACAGUUUAAAUUCAAUUUUUUGUGGUCAGUUUAUAUUUUACUGUUAAAAAUGGACAAACUUUAAGACUUGAUUUUUGUUAAAAGUUUCUUGAGUUAUCGGAGAAACAUACUGUCAUAGUAAAUAGUUUUAAAUACAAAUAUUAUGAAUUUAUCAUUACCUUAGUUUUUACAGAAGUUUGUAGAGAAAUAAAGAUAGAAAUUGUACAUAAAUAAGAGAAAAACAGAUUUUUAAAGAAAUAUUUCUAGUUUUUAUAAAACUGUACACAAUAAAACCAGAAAGGUAAAUCAUAUUUUAGCUGUAUUGUAAGCCAUUUUGCUUUUCUCUGGAAGAAACCCGUUUAACUUUUACAUAAAAUUAUGGUGAAUUAAUUAUACUUUGUCAGGUUGUUCAUUUAUUGUUCAAUAUAAACAUUGAUUGAUUGAGAAAUUGUAAAAAUCAUGAAAUUUAUUCUCAAACUUAAUAUGUCAUUGCUGAGAAAAUAUGAUUUUUUUGUGAAUUAUUUCUGGAGCUGACACAACAGUUAUUUUUUUUGUUUUGCCUUUAUUUUGUAUGUAUUAUAUACAUUAUAUUAUGCUUUUUCUGUAGAGGUAUUAGUUCCCAACAUGAUUUACUCAUUUACAUUAUAUAACUGGGCAUGACUCAUUUAUUAUGUUUUAACGUAGCGAUAAAAAGCUUAUGUUACUUAUAAAAGAGGUAAAGAAUAAAAAUAAAUGCACAGAAAAUGGU
Ruditapes philippinarum (Manila clam) is the source of this 8310-nucleotide messenger RNA. RefSeq names its product FERM domain-containing protein 5-like. Gene Ontology annotation, molecular function: cytoskeletal protein binding. Lineage: Eukaryota; Metazoa; Mollusca; Bivalvia; Venerida; Veneridae. The record is from RefSeq and is a predicted model, not a curated record. The transcript is spliced from 16 exons. Gene Ontology annotation, cellular component: cytoskeleton. The coding region runs from base 213 to 2354 and encodes 713 amino acids.